ACAAACAUCUCCACAGCCUUGCGACCACGUGUUCUCAGCGGCUGUUGUGUGUACGUGUACGAAAGAUGCCGACCUACAAGUUGACGUAUUUUCCUGGUCGUGGCAGGGCCGAGUUGGCUCGCAUUCUGUUCAACUACACCGACACGCCGUUCGAAGACAUCAGAGUGAAGGGAGAAGAAUGGAAGCAACUGAAAGAAAGUGGGAAGCCACCGUUUGGUUUGUUGCCAAUUCUUGAGGUGGACGAUGGAACAGUGAUCAGUUCCAGUGCAGCCAUUGCCUCGUACAUUGCUGAUGUUACUGGACUGACGGCAGACACACCACUAGACAGGGCUAGAUCUGUAAUGGUGAUUGAUGUUUUUGGAGAUAUUUUCAAUCCGAUGGUCCCCAAAUACUUUACAGAAAAAGAUCCUGCAAAAAAGGCUGAGCUUUCAAAGGAGUUUGUGGAAAAGACACUACCACCGUGGGUUGACAAGCUCGAGGCCGUCUUGAAACAGAACAGUGGAGGCGAUAAAUGGUUUGUUGGUUCAAAGUUGACUGUUCUUGAUAUCAGUUUCUUCAACUUUUUUGACUUUAUGGGAACACUCUUGAGCAAAGAUAUCAAUGAGCUGCUUCCUAAAGACAAAGUUCCCAAGAUGGCAGCUUUGUGGGCUAAAGUCAAGGCGUUACCGAAAAUUGCUGCUUACUUGGAGAAGAGGCCACCACCGCCACACAAACAUUCCACAGCCUUGCGACAACGUGUUCUCAACGGCUGUUGUGUGUACGUGUACGGAAAGAUGCCAACCUACAAGUUGACGUAUUUUCCUACUCGUGGCAGGGCCGAGUUGGCUCGCAUUCUGUUCAACUACACCGACACGCCGUUCGAAGACAUCAGAGUGACGGGAGAAGAAUGGAAGCAACUGAAAGCAAGUGGGAAGCCACCGUUUGGUUUGUUGCCUAUUCUUGAGGUGGACGAUGGAACGGUGAUCAGUUCCAGUGCGGCCAUUGCCUCGUACAUUGCUGAUGUUACUGGACUGUUGGCCGACACACCACUAGACAGGGCUAGAUCUGCAAUGGUGACUGAUGUUCUUGGAGAUAUUAUCAAUGCGUUCAUUCCAAAAUACUUUUCACAACAAGAUCCUGAAAAAAAGGCUGAGGUUGGAAAGGAGUUUGUGGAAGAGACACUACCACUGUGGCUUGACAAACUCGAGGCUGUCUUGAAACAGAACAGUGGAGGUGAUAAAUGGUUUGUUGGUUCAAAGUUGACUAUCAUUGAUAUCAGUUUCUUCAACUUUUUUGACUCUGUGGGAACACUCUUGAGCAAAGAUAUCAAUGAGAUGCUUCCUAAAGACAAAGUUCCCAAGAUGGCAGCUUUGUUUGCUAAAGUCAAGGCGUUACCGAAUAUUGCUGCUUAUUUGGAGAAGAGGCCACCACCGCCAUGAAUGCUACUGUAGUCGCAAUAGCUUGCAGGAAUAUGAACGUAUCAUUGUGCAGGACUAGGUUGUAGCUGGUAUUACAUUUAAUGUAGUGUGUUUUGGCUUUUUCUGGA
Messenger RNA from Corticium candelabrum, 1525 nucleotides. RefSeq lists its product as uncharacterized. The coding region runs from base 66 to 1418 and encodes 450 amino acids. Gene Ontology annotation, molecular function: glutathione transferase activity. Lineage: Eukaryota; Metazoa; Porifera; Homoscleromorpha; Homosclerophorida; Plakinidae. Gene Ontology annotation, biological process: glutathione metabolic process. The record is from RefSeq and is a predicted model, not a curated record. The transcript has 10 exons.